This is a messenger RNA of Pecten maximus, 1882 nucleotides long. Its product is annotated as nicotinamide N-methyltransferase-like. Gene Ontology annotation, molecular function: N-methyltransferase activity. The transcript has 3 exons. Gene Ontology annotation, cellular component: cytosol. The coding region runs from base 2 to 802 and encodes 266 amino acids. The record is from RefSeq and is a predicted model, not a curated record. NCBI's taxonomy places the organism in Eukaryota, Metazoa, Mollusca, Bivalvia, Pectinida, Pectinidae.
AAUGGACGGCAAGGAGCACACGAUGGCGUACGAGGAGGACUUUGACGCCGAAUGGUACCUCGAUACUUACUACGAACCCUCCCUGGAGGCUGUAGACAAGGAUGAAUUUCUACAGUUCACUCUUGAUAGUCUCCAUGAUGCUUUCAGGACAGCACGGGUUACCGGAAGUCGCCUGUUGGAUGUUGGUACUGGUCCUACCGUGCACUCUGUCAUCAGCGGAAGUCAACACGUCGGCGAAAUCUACUUAAGUGACUACGCAGCACAGAACAGAAAGGUGCUCACUGAUUGGUGGAAAUUGGGAACACGACCGCAAACUGGAAUAAUGGAAUAUGUCCUACGGAGAGAAAAUUCAGAUGAAAGUGUCAUUAACAGACAAGAUGACAUGCGACAGAAAGUCCGUGGGAUCUUAGCAAUUGAUGUACAUUUGGAACAUCCUCUUGGAAGCGAGUAUGGAUCAGAAUAUUUUGAUGUCAUCAUUUCGAGCUUGUGUCUCGAAGUAGCAUCCCAGUCAAUAGGGGAAUACAGAAAAGCGAUGAAGAACGUAUGUGGUCUGUUAAAGCCAGGAGGCCAUUUAAUCCUUGUCGGUUUAUGUGGACAGUCAUAUUACCGGGUUGGAGAACAAACCUUCAGUAGUCUCCCUUUGAAACGUCACCAGGCGGAAGAGGUCCUUGAGGAUCUAGGACACACUCUUCUGAGUAUGCGUUGGAUCAAAACUCAGGAUAGUGUACUUAGUGACACCAAAGGGGCAUUUGUCAUCGUUACUCGAGCAGGUUCUACCACCAAGACCUUACUUCGCACGUAAUAGAGCAUCGUCGGAGACCCGGCCACGGUUGAUUGCACUACGUUACGCUACACUUAUCACCAGGGUAGCGUAACGCAAUCAACCGUGGGUCUCCGAUGCUCAUUCGUAUUUCAUUUCACUACCGGCAUGUCAUUUAUUGUGUCCAUGACUUGAAUUCUCGUUCUCGAGCCUUUCAUUGAACUUUGUCUCCGCAUUGCAUGGGAUUUUCAAGAAAUGACAUACAAAAUGCCCCUUUUAACAAAUUACUUCGGUCUGAUUUCACCUCAUUGUGAGUUUGGUAGUAGAACUAUGAAUACGUCAGACAAGAGUGACGAGAAAAUAUAUAUAAAAAAAACAACAAAAAAAAAACCCUGCUGCAGAAUUCUGUAGAGAAAACUGGCGUAGGGUAUCACCAGCCUUCUCUAGAAGACUAAUGAAUGCUCCCGUAUCCCAAAACCCAAACAAUGCAGCGAGUACUCGCGUUUCGUGACUUGCUGUAGUUGAGGUUCAAGAUCAAAGAGGGCGCUCUCUGUCACUUCGCGGGAUUAUAUACCAGAGCGCACCUCCAGUUCGUGCACAGAGAGUUCCAACCAGGGGAGAUAACUCUCCCUGGAUUUUUCACUACAAUACUCCAAAAUUGUUAUAUGAAAACCGAUUUAUUUUCGCAUAUAUCAAGUGAAGAUAAAAACGUACAAAAUGACGGUAAGCAUAGACAGAGUUUUACAAGUCGGAGUGUCAGUUAUCCAUAAAACAAGGGGAUGGGCGAAGAUAUUCAAUAUAUUGAUAUAUCAUAGAAAAUUAGAGCCGAAAACAAGAAGAGUCUACGAAACAUCAGAAGCGCAAGAAAAGUGUCGGGUACAAGAGGAUGAAACAAUAUCAAUACAGUUGAUUCCCAACCUUCAGAAUAAAUCGUUUCGGUGACCUGGACAUGUCCGUGAUAUUUUAACUUUUUCGUGGCAAUGUAGUGUAUUUGAGAUAUAGAUCUUGAAGGGAUAUGAAAUUGUUUGCGCAAAUUUCAUACUGUAUUUAUUAUAAAUUUAUCAGCUGACUUUCCUCUUCAAAUUGUAUUUAACUGAUAUUAAAUUAUGGAUUAACCUGCAA